GGGGACGCUGACACCAUGCGCUCCGUAUCGCUAGCGGCGCUCGUCCUGGCCUUGGCGAGCCCGGCUCACGGCCACUGGGCCUCGUCCCGCCGCGGUCAGAACCGCCGCCUGACGGGCGUCUCCGUCGCCGAGACGGUCCCGGGCAUUUCGGCCGCCCAGUGUCAGCUGGUCUGCCUGCAGCGCGGCGACUGCCGCAGCUUCAACCACCACCGGGUGGACGCCGUCUGCGAGAUCUUCACCGUCACCGUCUGCGACCACCACAGCUACUACAUCACCAGCACUGACGGCUGGAUCUGGUACGACGUUGUCUCCGACCCGUCCCAGGAGUCCAAAAGCCAGCUGUGGACUGACAGCAUCUGCACGGACGGUGGCCGCUGCCGGGACGACAUCUGCCUGCGCAGGCUGGAUGAGCCGUGUCGGGAGCACAACCAGUGCCGGUACCACGUCACUGGCGGCACACAGUGCUCGUCCAGCCAGUGUGUCUGCGACUCCGCAAGCUGGAAGUACAACACCACACUCUGCGAGAAGACCAACAUCGAGCUCACCACCGACGGCGAACACUGGGUGUUCAAGGAGCUGGUCAACGGGAUCUGUUCCAUGGAAUUCGACGCGCAGGCCACUGACGAUCUACGGUUUGUGCUCACCGAGUCCAACACGCAUUACUCCAACCGCUACCACUUUCGCAUUGGCUACAAUGGCAACAGCGCCACCUACGCCGAGAGGAUUCAGGAGGGUGUCAGGAGUGACACCUUCGCCUCCUACUCAGGUGAUCUGCUGGACGGCAACAACUACCGCAGGUACGGCCUGCACUGGUGCAGCGGCCAGAUACGCUUCUACAGGCCGGGAAUCGACACCUACAUCAGCUGGGAUGACCCAGAGCGCUUCUCGCCCGGCUACAUCGGCAUCUCCACCGCGCUGCAGGGACGGUGGCGCUUUACAAAGGACAUGGUGGACCUCUGGAUGGGAGACUGGUCCGAUGACCGCGUCUACACCAUACCCAGGUAUUCCACGUUGUUCCGCCGCGCGACGGAGCAGACCUUCUCGGUGACGUUCGACUGCCGCGCCUCCAACGACUGCAACUGGCUCGCCAGCGACACCGUCAUCUGGGACCACUCGCACAUGUACAGCAUCGUCAUCGGAGGCUGGGGCAACCAGUACAGCAGGGUGCAGCGCCACACUCCCGGCGUCGGCUGGGCGACUCUGGCCUCCAAAAAAAUGUCAGGUAUUGUCAGCCGGAGUGAGCUGCGCAAGUUCCGAAUCCGCUUCGAGCCCGGCCGGAUCCGCGUGUACAGAGCCAGUAGACCGAAUGCGUUCCUGGACGCAACUGACCCGUCCCCGAUCACCAUCAACUUUCACGGUCCGCGCAGCUGCUGCGACAGCGCCGGCAUGGACGUACGACUGGUCAGGUACGACCGCAGCUGGAGCUACGAGGCCGGCUACCGCUGGGCCGAGGACCUGCAGUAGCUGCUGCAGCGCGUGAACUCACAGCAUCAGCCAUCAGCUCCCAUGAGCCACCGCUAUGCCGGUUAAGAAAUCAGCCGCAGCCAGGGUGGCGGGCAGGUGUAUGAGCUCCUGUCCAGUGGAGGUCCGCACCCCUCCCCCCCCGCCACACACUUCGGGGGGAAAGUGAGCCAAAUCCGGAAAGGUCUCCUGGGUGUGUACUCGAUGUUGAAGCUGUGAUCUCCAAUAUCCUCCUCAGGAUCACAAUGCAUUCGGGAAAACUUAAGACGUACUGAACAAGAGACGUGAAUAAAAAAUGUAUUUGAACUGGUGGGAACGCCACCUUAGCACACCACUGUUGGUGACCUGUUCAUAAUGUAUCACGUGACAUCCUGUGGGCACAUACCUAAUCUGUCUUAAGCGUGCCAACUCCUGUGUAUUCUUGCUUGCUCUACAC
Molecule: messenger RNA, 1897 nt
Organism: Pollicipes pollicipes
Lineage: Eukaryota; Metazoa; Arthropoda; Thecostraca; Pollicipedomorpha; Pollicipedidae
Exons: 2
Coding region: 16-1464 (482 amino acids)
Source: RefSeq, a predicted model, not a curated record